Cuscuta campestris is the source of this 1520-nucleotide messenger RNA. NCBI's taxonomy places the organism in Eukaryota, Viridiplantae, Streptophyta, Magnoliopsida, Solanales, Convolvulaceae. The record is from the annotation of a GenBank genome assembly.
CUAGAAGCACAUAUUCGGCUAGAGGAAUGAAUCCAGAGCAAAAGAUAAGAAGAAAGAUUGACGGGAAAGAGAUGUACCAGCAUUGAGGGGGGAGAGGAGAAGAGCCACUACGAAGAGACUUGUGUUGCUAGUGUCGAAGAUGGAGGGAGAAGGUUGGUGUGCGCUAGAAUCGUGCACGACUAAUUUAGAGAAGAAAUAGAAGGAACGAGGUGCUGUUGGGGAUGCUGUUGACUAAAGAUUUGUCGAAUGAGCAGACUGAGCCACCGCCUCCACCGCCUCCUAGGCAAAUCACAUUGAAAACGCUGAAGGACAAUGGUGCUGAAGAGUUCCAUGGGGAUAGGAUCUCUAAUCCUCAGAUUGCACUAGACUGGAUUGAACAGACAGAAAGAGUGUUGAAGAAUCUGAGUGUUCCAGAGGCGAGACGUCCUGAGCUUGCUUUCCAGCUCCUUCGUAAGGGAGCAUACGAGUGGUGGAAGCGCGCAGACGAGAAAGCGCCUAAGCCUUGGACAUGGGAGCAUUUUGAUUGGGCAUUCAAGAAGGAGUAUAUACCAGCCCGCUUCAGAGAAGAGAAACGUACGGAGUUUAUGGAACUAAAGCAAGGAGACAUGACUCUUCCCGAGCUUCGACAGAAGUUCGACCACCUAGCCCAGUUCGCGACUACGCUGGUAGCCACGCCGGCCGACCGUAUUGAAGAAUUUCGUAAGAGGCUACGUCCCGACAUUCGACCAUAUGUAUCCAUCCUGACCACUACAGACUUCUCUAAGGCUUAUGAUCUAAUGGCAAAAGCAGAAAAAGAUGUGGAUGAUUACAAGGCCAGCCUAAAGGUCGAGGAAGGAGGACCCAGUACACGCCCAACUGUGAGUGUUACGCCGAGUGCGAAGAGGCCAUUAGGCGAGGCAAGUGAGGCAUCUCAUGCAAAGAAAAGCAAGUCCAUGCAGGUCCAACCAGCACCUGCCCAAUCGGUGGCCUCCAGUGGUAGGUCAAAGCCGUCAAGGCAUCCCACAUGUGAACUUUGUGGGCGAAAUCAUCCCGGAGAGUGUUGGUUUGCCCAAGGCCUUUGUUUGGGCUGUGGUAAGCCGGGACACAUUCGUAGAAACUGCCCUACAAAGCCUGGCGAACCUUUCCCAACCGCUCCAGUGAGAGGUCAAACCGCCACGCCACAGCUAACGCAAAGUCAACGCACGACUGCUGGAACAAAUCAGCAGAGGAACCCAAAUCAACCACAAGGACGAGCUCCAGCGCGUACUUAUGCAAUGAUAGGGCACGCGGACCCUCAGGAUAAUGACGUUCAUAAUGAACUCGUCACCAGACGCACCGACGAAGCCGGACGUCGCCACUGUUCCUCGCUGACCGCUGCUGCUGUGCUCACCGGAAAAACAGCUCGGCCACUCCGCGGUGUUCGCCGCCGCUGCUCCGUGGUCAAGUCACCGUUCGCCGACGUUUCGUUCGUUUGAUUUGAUUAAUUUAAUCCGUCUGUUAAUCGAGGUAACAUGAAUGAUGAAUAAGGAACUAUCCUGGAG